AUGGCGUAUAUGAAUUUGGGCUGGGAUCCAACGUCUCAAAACACUUCUCAAGGUUUUGGAAUCCGGCCCAGUCGACCAGCUGUCGUGAGCGAGUCGUCCGAUGGCAGUUCUGCCUCAGUAAGCGAUCGUGAAACGUUACUCUGGUUCACUGCUGCAAAAGCUGAUGAUGUCACGACAAUUACAGAUAUCUAUAACAGACGGCCAGAACUGCUGAAUCAGGCUGAUCAGCAUCUUGGAAUGACUGCUUUGCACUGGGCGAUAGACUCCGGUUGCGAUAAAGUGGUGCAGUUUCUAAUUGCCAAAGGCACCGAUGUGAAUGCAGUGGACCCUGAGGGGAAUACACCCUUACAUUUUGCUGCAUACUGUCAUCGUCAAGCUGCUGCUGAAAUUUUGAUCUCGAAAGGUGCCGACCGAACAGUGCGUAAUAAUGAUGGGCAAACUGCUGCCGAAGCCUGCGAUGAUGAGACACUGAAGGCAAUUUUAACACCUUCAUCGGGCUGA
Molecule: messenger RNA, 501 nt
Organism: Strongylus vulgaris
Lineage: Eukaryota; Metazoa; Nematoda; Chromadorea; Rhabditida; Strongylidae
Source: the annotation of a GenBank genome assembly